This is a messenger RNA of Prorocentrum cordatum, 441 nucleotides long. The record is from the annotation of a GenBank genome assembly. Lineage: Eukaryota; Dinophyceae; Prorocentrales; Prorocentraceae.
AUGGAGGACAUCAUCAACACUGCGCAGGCGGCCAACCCGACCAUCGACCUUGCCACACUCGGGACCUUGGACCGACAACCCCACUUCGGUAUUUCCUGUGCCGGAGCGGGUACUGAGACGUCUCCGAAAGCAGCCAACGUCUGGAUAAAGUGGCCCACCCUGCUGGAUACUCGCUCUCGUGCGUGCGGUUCAACAUUGCUGCUCCUACGAACCGCUAUUAUUUCAUGGUUCUUGGUGGUGACGCUGUGGCACGCCCCAUUGCGGAAGCUUUAUGCGGCGCUUAAAAUCGGAAACACGUACCGCACCUUCACGGCCUUCGACGCCCACGGCUCCGCAGUCGCCAUGUACAUCGGCGCCGACAAAUCGCCGAAGAUGGUCCGCCAGGAGGUCCAGCUCAAACGCAUGCUCCGUAUCAUCAACGAGCGCGUCCCAAAGAACUAG